GUGUCCACCAUGGCCUGGACCUCUCUUCUCCUCCUGCUCCUGUCCCAUUGCACAGGGUCCUUGUCCCAGCCUGGGUUGACUCAGCAGGCAUCUGCAUCUUUCUCCCUGGGACAAACAGCCACGCUCACCUGCACCCUGAGCAGUGGCUACAGUAACUACUAUGUUGACUGGCACCAGCAGAGCCCAGGGAAGGGCCCCAGGUUUGUGAUGCGAGUGGGUACCAGUGGUAUAUCUGGAUCCAAGGGGGAUGGGAUCCCUGAUCGCUUCUCAGGCUCCGGAUCUGACCUGGAGAGGUACCUGACCAUCGAGAACAUCCAGCUAGAGGACGAGUCAGUCUACUACUGUGGGGUAAACCAUGGUAGUGGGAGCAGCUACGUGUAA
Messenger RNA from Elephantulus edwardii (Cape elephant shrew), 381 nucleotides. Its product is annotated as immunoglobulin omega chain-like. Gene Ontology annotation, biological process: immunoglobulin production; immune response. The record is from RefSeq and is a predicted model, not a curated record. NCBI's taxonomy places the organism in Eukaryota, Metazoa, Chordata, Mammalia, Macroscelidea, Macroscelididae. Bases 10 to 381 code for a protein of 123 amino acids. The transcript is spliced from 2 exons.